Cinclus cinclus is the source of this 6530-nucleotide messenger RNA. It is a transcript of the gene ACAP2, whose product is annotated as ArfGAP with coiled-coil, ankyrin repeat and PH domains 2. The record is from RefSeq and is a predicted model, not a curated record. The coding region runs from base 48 to 2411 and encodes 787 amino acids. Lineage: Eukaryota; Metazoa; Chordata; Aves; Passeriformes; Cinclidae. Gene Ontology annotation, cellular component: cytoplasm; endosome membrane. The transcript has 24 exons. Gene Ontology annotation, molecular function: protein binding; GTPase activator activity.
CGCCGCCAGCAGCCGCAGUAGCGGAGGCAGCGGCGCGCCCCGCCACCAUGAAGGUGACCGUGGACUUCGAGGAGUGCCUGAAGGACUCGCCGCGUUUCAGGGCAACCUUAGAAGAGGUAGAAGGAGAUGUGACAGAGCUGGAACUGAAACUUGACAAGCUGGUAAAGCUUUGUAUUGCAAUGAUUGAUACUGGGAAAGCAUUUUGUACAGCCAACAAGCAGUUCAUGAAUGGAAUUCGAGACCUUGCACAAUAUUCCUGUAAAGAUACAUUGGUUGAGACCAAUUUGACAAAGUUCUCUGACACCUUACAGGAAAUGAUCAAUUAUCAUAAUAUUCUGUUUGACCAAAUCCAAAGAUCAAUUAAAACACAGCUUCAGACUUUCGUUAAAGAAGAUAUUAGGAAAUUUAAAGAUGCAAAGAAACAGUUUGAAAAAGUGAGUGAAGAAAAGGAGAAUGCUCUGGUGAAAAAUGCCCAAGUUCAAAGAAAUAAACAACAUGAGGUAGAGGAAGCAACCAAUAUAUUGACUGCAACACGGAAGUGUUUUCGACACAUAGCUCUGGAUUAUGUUCUUCAGAUCAAUGUUCUUCAAUCUAAAAGGAGAGCAGAAAUCUUAAAAUCGAUGCUAUCGUUUAUGUAUGCACAUCUGGCUUUUUUCCACCAAGGCUAUGAUCUGUUUAGUGAACUUGAGCCCUACAUGAAAGAUCUUGGUGCACAGCUGGACCAGCUGGCUGUAGAUGCUGCGAAGGAGAAGAGAGAUAUGGAACAAAAGCACUCCACUAUUCAACAAAAGGAUUAUUCCAGUGAUGAUACUAAACUAGAAUACAAUGUAGAUGCUGCCAAUGGCAUCGUAAUGGAAGGAUAUUUAUUUAAACGAGCCAGCAAUGCCUUCAAGACUUGGAACAGGAAAAAGCCAGAUCACAUCAGGCGCUGGUUCUCAAUACAAAAUAACCAACUUGUGUACCAGAAGAAAUUUAAGGAUAAUCCCACAGUAGUUGUUGAAGACUUGCGGCUCUGCACAGUUAAGCACUGUGAAGACAUAGAAAGACGUUUCUGUUUUGAGGUGGUUUCUCCAACAAAGAGCUGCAUGCUUCAGGCUGACUCAGAAAAGCUGCGCCAGGCGUGGAUUAAGGCUGUUCAGACCAGUAUUGCCACAGCAUACAGAGAGAAAGGGGAUGAAUCUGAGAAACAGGAAAAGAAAUCAUCCCCUUCUACUGGGAGCCUAGAAUCUGGGAGUGAGACAAAAGAGAAGUUGUUGAAAGGAGAGAGUGCCCUGCAGCGAGUGCAGUGUAUUCCUGGUAAUGCUGCCUGCUGUGACUGUGGUUUGGCAGAUCCUCGCUGGGCCAGUAUCAACCUGGGAAUCACACUGUGCAUCGAGUGCUCUGGGAUACACAGGAGCUUGGGAGUCCACUUCUCAAAAGUAAGGUCUUUAACGUUGGAUUCAUGGGAACCUGAACUCCUAAAGCUUAUGUGUGAAUUGGGAAAUGAUGUUAUAAAUAGAAUAUAUGAAGCGAAGUUGGAAAAAGUGGGAGUAAAGAAGCCACAAUCUGGAAGUCAAAGGCAGGAGAAGGAGGCAUACAUCAGAGCAAAAUAUGUGGAAAGAAAGUUUGUAGAGAAGCAAGCUGCAUCAGUACCUCUGCUUGAGCCUGGAACAAAAGUUUUGCUUCCAAGUCAGGAAGAGAAAAGGCACAGUGGCCCUGAAAAAUCUCUUUUGGCAGGGGAGCAAGGUGCAGCAUCCCCAAAAGUCCGCAGCAGUGACAGUGGGAUCCAGCCAAGUGCUGAUGACAGCAGAGAACACCUUGCCUCUACUAUAUCAGCCAACAGUUUGUAUGAACCAGAAGGAGACAAGCAAGAGUCUCCGGUGUUCUGUGACUCCAAGCAGCCUAGUCCAGGAUUGCAGUUGUAUCGAGCUGCCUUUGAGAAAAAUCUUCCCCACAUGGCAGAAGCAUUGGCUCACGGAGCUGAAGUAAACUGGGUCAAUGUGGAAGAAAACAAAGCAACACCACUCAUUCAGGCAGUGCGAGGGGGUUCGUUGGUUACUUGUGAAUUUUUGCUGCAGAAUGGAGCCAACGUGAACAUCCGAGACAUGAAAGGAAGGGGGCCCCUGCACCAUGCCACAGUUCUAGGACACACUGGGCAAGUGUGCUUAUUCCUAAAACGUGGAGCAAACCAGCAUGCCACUGAUGAAGAUGGAAAAGAUCCAUUGAGUAUAGCAGUGGAAGCUGCAAAUGCAGAUAUUGUAACACUGUUGCGUUUGGCAAGGAUGAAUGAAGAAAUGCGUGAAUCAGAAGGACUCUAUGGGCAGCCAGGAGAUGAAAUUUACCAGGACAUUUUUCGUGACUUUUCUCAAAUGGCAUCAAAUAAUCCAGAGAAGUUAAACCGCUUCCAGCACUCAGAUUCCCAGAAGUCUUAAGUAUCAAGAAGGAAAAGAACCUGAAACUUAUAGUGCAAGUCUUUUUUUACUUUAACAGAAUGAAUUGUAUACAUUGUUAGAUAGUUUGGAUAAAAUUACCACUCCAAUGUAGCUUUAGAUUAUGGUAGCUGGGGAAAUGUAUGAGUUGGUUUAUGUUCUACAGUGCAUAUACCUCAGCAGCUGAAGAUGUUUCAAAGCCCUGAGUACCUGCUAGCUCAGUGUACACCAGCCUCAGUUACACUGCCAGUGUUUGCAGCUUUCCCUCGGGGGUGGCAGAGCAUGGCUGGAGCACUGCAGGCUCUGACUGCAGGAUGGGCACAGCAGCCUUGCUACCCAGUGUCAUCCACUGUCAUCUGUCCCCCUGUUGCCAUAAAGAAUGUGCCUCUGACAAGAAGGUCUGGGUUGCAUUUUCUGGGACUGUUGGGAAGGGAAAUUGGGUAGUGACUUACUUAGUUGUCCUUCUAUUUGUGGGACUGCAAAUCAACAGAUUCUCUUGUUCCUACACUAACUCUGGUUAGAGGUAGGCUGUUCAUAACAGAUGUGGUAACUCCUGCUCUUUUGCAAGCUUUCACAGUGGAAGCUCUAGCACCAGGCUGGCCUUUGUGCAGGUGACUGCAGGUCAGUCACAAAGGGAUAUAUCCUGGGGACCAAAUUCCUAAGAGCAGUCCAUUAUCCUUUUUCUUUUUUUUUUUCCUUUUCUUUCCUCCUAAAUUAAAUUUUCAGUGCAGCAAGUAUCCUUCUAAAUGAGCAUGUGGAACCUUUCGUAAAAAAUAAACUUAAUCCUUUUGGACAUGAUGUGGGGUUUGUUUGUAGUAUUUUGAUAUAAAAACUUGAAAUUUGAGACAUAAAAGUAAAUACUGAGCCAAUGAAUUUUGUGUAGAAUAGUUGUACAAAGGUUAUUUCUACUUUUUGCUGUUCUCAUUACUAGCCCUAAGCUCAGUAUAAAAGUCUCAGGUCUUGCAGCCACUCUAAAUUUAGGGCAAUCAAUCCUUUCUAUGGGGAAGUAAUUUACAAUGAUGUGUAUUUUUGUGUUGUCUAACCUAAGGUGAGUGAAAGAAAAACUAGAAUUUCAGUGCACAUUUUUGUAAAGUAAUGAAUGAGCACAGUCUCCAACUGUGUUGUGAGGGCAGCAAGAGAAUUUGCUUUAUUCAGUAGCGAGUACCACUCUGCCCUUGUGCAUGUAUAAAUGGUAACUUGUUAUAUAAGCAUAUAUCUAGAGACAUUUAUACCUAGGUAAUAAUUCUCCUAAACCCCAAACCAGCAGAUGCAAUUCUUUAUCAUCUAUUUGUCUGCCCUAUGGAAACAACUUCAGCAGAGCUUUUAGGUAAUGUAGUAUCAAUGUGAGUUUUCAGUAAUCCUAGUAGCUGUGGCAUUAUGUUAACCUGCUGUUUAAGUGUAUUUAGGAAAUGGAUUGGCUUUUCUCCAUGGACAGAUAAGCAAAACUUGAAUAAAUCAAACUGAAAUCUGUAAACUAUGGUAAAGUUAAACUUUCUGGCAUGUUAAGUUUUAAGAAGGUAUUUCAAAUAUUUAUAAUUUUGCAUCAAAUGUGUAAUAAUGUAUCAAAUCUGCAUAUUACUAUUGCUGCAGAAUUAGUAUGUUGUAGAAUUGUCCAUUGGAUUUUAUUUCCAAGCAGAAAAAUCUUACAAGACAGUUCUUGCUUUGUAUGUGGUCUAAUAAUGGUAGGAAAAGCAGAUUCUGCCCUUUUGAAGUGUGCUUUAGUCUGAAUAAUAAGAAACUUAAGGGUAUCACCUGUACGCAGUAAUUUUUAGUUAAGUUGGUGUUUAAAUAGCUGCCUGUGAAAUGAUAAUAUACUUCCUAAUCAGCAGUAUUUACCAGCAGAUGGGUGUUUUAGUAGAUCUUAGAGAAAGUAAGGUUACUGGCUUCCAGAUGGGACAGUGUAAGAUAUGACUGUAUAAUAUACACCUUAGACAUAGGUUUUUCUAAAUGUUUGUUUUUCCCAGCCUGACUGGAAGGCAAUGUGUAGUGAGAUUGGCUGGAAUGUAAAGCUGGCUGAAGCUUAGUGGCAUGAUUGCUGUCUCAGUCCUAGGCUGCUGAAAAAAAGGUCUGAGGGACUUAUUUCAAAUCUCCACUGGUGAUUUCUUCCCUGGCCACAACAUCUCUGUGACAAAUUUUGCAGGAUGACUUCUCUAGACUAAAAAGUUUCUACCCUGUAGCUCUACACGUCCAUGUGCUGCAUUCCUAACUCUCAUCUGUCUGGGAAACAGCAUUAGUCUGUCUAUGCUAAAGGAUGAAUCACACCUGGUUGCCCGGUGGUGUGACUUGUCAGGAGCGCUGGAGUUUUAAUGGCUUAGGGAGUAGGUGUGUCACUUGUGAUCCUCUGCCUUGUUCCCCUGUCCUUUCAGGUAUGAUAGGAUGUCCAGUAUAAACUGCACUCAGUUAAAGCCUUUUUCAGGUCAGGUGCAAUGGUAACAUGUUGUUUAUCAGCAGAAAUGAAUGCACCAUUAAGUUUGAUGGCUCAGUCUCACCAGGCUCUGGCAGGCUCUGUGUUCCAGGGCCUCUGUGACUCACAGGAUUCAGCUCUCAGUAAUGUGAUUAUCACCACAGCUCUAAAGAUCUGGAUUCCAUAUCAAGUUUUGACUCAUGUUAAUAUUCUGGUCAGUAGUAUUAGGAAACUUCCAUUUCUAAUACAAGGUGGAGCUAAGUGGAAUAGUAGACAGUAAGGCUCCAUUGUUGGUUAACAUCUUGUGCUUUGUACCAGGCAAUGGAAAGGUUCAAUUCCAGUUCAUGCUUCUCUAUAGGUAUAAAAUAUAGUAAUGAGGGACAAAGCAGAAGAUUCCCAACACAUUUUAAAUCCAUCUUUCACGUGGAUAUUUAGUAAUUUUCUAUAUUGGAAUUUGUUCACAUGAAUUUGGGUGAAGGUGGUAGAUGGUAGUAGUAUUUCCUUGCUUUCACAAACAGCCCACAUUGCAAUCAGAUGGAUGUGUGUUCCAGGUGCUCAUUAGUACAUUGAGGACUUCAGCCUCUCUGCCCAUUAGGACCUGAUCCAGGAAGUCACUGAUAUCAGUGGCAGUCUUUCCACUGAUUUUGGGGAUUUUAGAUUGUACCACUCGUGGCUUUUAAUGUUAGAGUGCUAAAGGAGCCUGUGUUAAUACUGCAUUCUUCACUCUGUGGCAUUUUAUAUUUUACCUGUUUGUAUAAUGAGCUGAAAUAGUUUUAGAAAAUGCAACCCGACCUUCCAGCUGCUGUCAGAAAAUCCUUAUACAAAAGGAAGUUUCUCCUGUUUUGCAUUAUGACAUCAGUACACAUGUGUUGUCCAAAUUACUAGAUCUGCUGGAUAGAGCAUAAACUUUGUUGCACUAAGCUAAAAAGGUGAGAACUAGAACAAGCCGAGGGGUUGAUGUUUCCAGGACUUUGGUGCUUCUCUGCAGCCAUCUGUUUUAAAUUGUGGAUGUUACCUCUGCUGCUUCAUCUUGAGAAUCUCAAAUAACAAAGUGACUAUGAAACGAUCCUUUGAAACUGCAAAUAAUAAUAUGUGAGUACAAAGGACAUGGUAUUUUUACAGUUUCAAAAGACUGAGCUGAUUAUUUUGAUUCUUCAAUACAGAAACUAUUUUGAGAAUUAAUUUUUCAGGCUACAAUCUCUGCCCCAUUCAUUAUGGACACUUUUUCCCAAGUUAGAGUUUAUGGCUUUUGCAGUCUGACAGCCAACAUGCCUUGCUCUCGUGCUGACACAAAGGCAGAGUUUUAAAACAGGGACAGCUCUGGAAAGGCACUGCUGGGGAAAAGGAUGAGUGUACCACUUUGGUAUAUACCCUUUCAUAUGCUUGCUUUAUCUUUCUGCAUACAGUAUUUUCUUGUUUCUCUUCCCAUGGAAGGAGAUGAUAGAGGAGGAAAAAAAUCUACUCACUUUUCUGUUAGGACCCUAAGUUUUCCAUGUUUUGACAGAAAUCGCCAAGAAAUCAUCGUUUGCUCAAGCAGAGACAUUACACUCUCCGAAAUAAUGAACUUUGUUUUUUCUCCGCGCGUUCCUCUGUACUCGGUGUUUUUUAAGCAUUCCAGCAGUAAAAUGUAAAGAAACCCUUCCCCACCCUUAAGCUGUAACUGUACAGACUGUAUACCCCGCCCUCCUUCGCGUUAUGUACGGCUGUAGACUUUGUAU